This is a messenger RNA of Henningerozyma blattae CBS 6284, 687 nucleotides long. It is a transcript of the gene OCA6, whose product is annotated as protein-tyrosine-phosphatase. Bases 1 to 687 code for a protein of 228 amino acids. NCBI's taxonomy places the organism in Eukaryota, Fungi, Ascomycota, Saccharomycetes, Saccharomycetales, Saccharomycetaceae. Gene Ontology annotation, molecular function: phosphatase activity. The transcript has a single exon. The record is from RefSeq and is a predicted model, not a curated record.
AUGUCUAUUGUAACCCCUUUGUUAUUCGCCACAGUACAACCAAAUCUAUAUAGAGGUUCCUACCCACAUUCUAUAAAUUUCGAUUUUUUGAAAUCCUUAAAUUUAAAAUGUAUCAUCUCUUUAUUACCCAAUCCAAUCACCGAGGAUUUCGAUUAUGAAUUAUUCCAUUUUGCCAAACAAAAUAAUAUUCAAUUAAUACAUUUCUAUGUCAAUGUCAAAUUACCAAAUACAAUCAAAGAUAGACUCUACACACCUUCCAUACAAACCACCACUACAAAUGAUGAUUUAACAAUGACUGAUUCAUCUUUGAUUCUUAAAAAACAAAAAGAUAAAGAAAAAAAGAAAAAAGUGAAAAGAAAAUUAGCUCAAGUCCCCUUGGAUUACACCACAAUCAAUCAAAUCAUCACUUUUUUAUGUAACAAGAAAAAUUACCCAAUCUACCUACAUUGUACCAAUGGUGAAUUGAUUUGUUCCUUAGUGGUCGCUUGUCUAAGGAAAUUCACCUAUUGGAGUAACGUCUCUAUAUUAAAUGAAUUCUUGAUUUAUAAUUCAAGUAUCAAUAUUUAUGAACGGAGUUUUAUUGAAAAUUUCGAUACAAAUCCAAAUUCUGUUAUUGAUUGGAAUAAAUUUAAUAUACAAGAUAAAAUAGAUUGGUUAAAUAAACAAUAUUUGAAAAGAGAUAUAUGA